CGGGGAAGGUGUGCUGGUGUGCGAAUGCCUGUGACUCUCCUGAGAAAUAAUCACGUCCGCGCAAGAAAUGGCCUAGUUCCCAACAGCAGAGGAUACUAAAGGGACUUUUGCACGGUUCGGACCGCCGUCAUCCUCGGAAAGGCGCCGCCGCUGUCUUCUGAAGGUGUAAUUGGCUUCCUGACUGCAGCUUUGGACCCAUCAAGAGAUCCAAAGAGGAAGACGGACGAGCCUACAGGCUCAAAUGAGAAUGCUACCAAAAGCACCACAGCACCGUGCCACCCAAGGAAAACUAUUAACCUGUCCCCUUACAAACAUCCUCUUUUUGCCUUCGCUCUCCUUUAUGACUGUGAAUCUGUGAUCAUCAAGCCGAUGUCUUAUUGAGAUGACUAAAGGAGCUUUUAUUUUGGACAUGUUGUUUUUUCCUCUCAAUGCUGCCAGCCAUCAAGGCUUUGGUGGGAAUCGUCAACGUAGCCCUCAAAGGAAUGCUAAGCCCUGUCGGGUUUGGCUCUUGGGGCUCAUACUACACCUGACCCUCUCCUCAUGUCAGCGAGUGGACAAAACCCCGAUAGUAUCCACAGGCUAUGGAAAAAUACGUGGCGUCAGAAAGGAGCUCAACAACGAGAUCCUGGGUCCUGUGGAACAAUACUUGGGAGUACCCUACGCCACCGCGCCCAUCGGCGAGCGCCGCUUCCAGCCGCCAGAGGCUCCGGGCUCCUGGCAGGAGAUCCGUAACGCCACCCACUUUGCCCCCGUGUGUCCCCAAAAUGUGCACGGGGUCCUACCUGAGAUCAUGCUGCCUGUGUGGUUCACAGACAAUCUGGAUGCUGCAGCCACCUACGUUCAGAACCAGAGCGAGGACUGCCUCUACCUCAACAUCUACGUACCAACAGAGGAGGGCCCACUCACGAAAAAACUGGAUGAAUCUACAUCGAACAGACCACGGGAUGAAGAUAUUCGUGAUCGACGUAAGAAGCCGGUGAUGUUGUUCAUCCAUGGCGGCUCCUACAUGGAAGGCUCCGGGAAUAUGUUUGAUGGCAGCGUCCUUGCGGCGUAUGGAAAUGUCAUUGUGGUCACCAUGAACUAUCGACUAGGGCUAGGCGGCCUAGGCUUUUUGAGCACAGGGGACCAGUCUGCCAAGGGGAACUAUGGUUUGUUGGAUCAGAUCCAGGCGCUGCGCUGGCUCAAUGAAAACAUCGGCCACUUUGGAGGAGACCCGGAGAGAAUCACCAUCUUUGGCUCGGGAGCUGGAGCUACCUGUGUGAACCUUCUUAUCCUCUCUCACCACUCUGAAGGUUUGUUUCAGAGGGCCAUUGCUCAGAGUGGCUCCGCCAUUUCCAGCUGGUCAGUCAACUACCGACCGGUCAUGUACACCAAGAUUCUCGCUAAGAAGGUUGGUUGCACUCUGGGGGAUAUGGCGGAGUUGGUGGGCUGCCUGAGGAGGAAGAGUUUCCGGGAGCUGGUGGACCAAGACAUACAGCCCGCACGCUACCACAUUGCAUUCGGACCUGUAGUAGACGGUGACGUGGUGCCUGAUGACCCCGAGAUUCUAAUGCGGCAGGGUGAGUUCCUGAACUAUGACAUAUUGCUGGGUGUAAACCAAGGAGAAGGUCUGAAGUUUGUGGAUGACAGUGAAGGAGAAGAUGGGAUAUCUGCACCCUCGUUUGACUACACCAUCUCCAACUUUGUCGACAAUCUUUACGGAUACCCUGAUGGUAAAGAUAUACUGAGGGAAACCAUCAAGUUCAUGUAUACAGACUGGGCUGACCGGGACAACAGCGACAUGCGUAGGAAGACCCUGUUGGCGCUCUUCACGGACCAUCAAUGGGUGGCUCCAGCUGUGGCCACCGCCAAAUUGCACGCGGAUUUCCAGUCUCCCGUCUUCUUCUACACAUUCCACCACCACUGUCAGACAGAGGCGAGACCUGACUGGGCUGACGCAGCCCACGGAGAUGAGAUCCCCUAUGUGUUUGGCAUUCCCAUGGUUGGAGCCACUGACUUAUUCCCAUGUAACUUCUCCAAGAAUGACGUCAUGCUCAGUGCUGUGGUCAUGACGUACUGGACCAACUUUGCCAAAACGGGUGACCCUAACCUCCCAGUUCCUCAGGACACCACGUUCAUCCACACCAAGCCGAAUCGUUUCGAGGAAGUCAUCUGGACCAAGUUCAGCUCCAAAGACAAGCAGUACUUGCAUAUCGGCCUCAAGCCACGCGUCAGAGACAACUACCGGGCCAACAAGGUGGCCUUCUGGCUGGAGCUGGUGCCGCACCUCCACAGCCUCCACAAGGAAAUCAUCAGCUCCAACGCCACACGACUGCCGGCUGGGGAGAACCCCCACGGUAAGGUCAAUCACAACACCGGUACCCACUCCACACCGCACCCCGUAAUCUCCGCCUACCCGCCUGAGCCGGACGGUUCCGAGAGACCCCGCAACACUCCCUUCCCUCCUGAGACGAGGGACUAUUCCACUGAGCUGAGUGUGACGGUGGCUGUGGGCGCGUCUCUCCUUUUCCUCAACGUGCUGGCCUUUGCUGCCCUUUACUACAAACGAGACAAGCGCCACGAACUCAUGCAGAGGCGUCACCGCCGCCUGUCCCCGCAACGCGGCGCGACCAUGGGCAUGGGCAUGGGCAUGGGCAUGGGCAUGGGCGUCGGCCUCGGAGUCGUAGGGGCCCCGCCGCACAACGACCUGGCCCUGAGCCAGGAAGAGGAGCUGAUGUCACUCCAGAUGAAGCAGCAAAGAGUGGAGCUAGAGCACGGCACACCUCUCCCCUCCCGUGGCAUCCAUGGUGACCUGGAACCUUUGCGGCCCCCGGUGUGCCCACCUGACUACACGCUGGCGCUGCGGCGGGCACCGGAGGACGUGCCGCUCAUGACGGCCAACGCCAUCACCAUGAUCCCCAGCACCAUCAGCAGUAUGCAGCCCCUCCACCCCUUCAACACGUACCCUCCCGUCCCCGCCCCGUCCACUACCCCCGUCCCCAGCCACAGCAACAAUGCCUUGCCGCACCAACACUCCACUACUCGUGUAUAGGACCCGGCACAACCUCUGCGGGCCCCACUGUGGGCACACAUCAUGCAUCGUCACCCCCAUCGCCCUCUACUGGUCUUUACUCGGUAUUUCUCAUGAAGCCCUUAAAUAAAGCUGCAGUUUGUAAGAUUUUAAGCAGUGACAAAUACCUCUAUAAAUGUAAUCACUGGUCAAGGUUGGAUUGACUGUGACUGCUGAGAGACAAGCAAUUACAAAUACCAUUGUGCAUCGAAAUCUUAUUCUUCCGCUUGGUUUUACUCACUCGUAAUAACACCGCCGGCUUCAUCAAACACCAAGCUCAAGCUUCCUCAAAGUACAAAAUGUUCGGCUGUUCAUUUUCUUAGCCCUAAUUUGGUCCCAAAUCUUCUUCUUUUGUUAGAAACUCAAAGGUGAACUAAGGACACGAAAAGCAGUGGUGUGGCCGUGGUGCCGUGGCAUUGCAUUUAAGCACUUAGUAGGCAUCCAAUCAGAUUGCUCCGAUGUCAAGCGUGCACCGCUCACAGCCCGUAUUUUCAUGGUAUUUGAGGGUCAUUAGGAAGCGCAGUGAUAUGUCAACUAGGCCUCAAUUCAUUUCUUUCAUUGGCAUGUCAGCUCAGUGCAUCACACGCUGCAGUUUGUAUUCUUCCGCUAAUUUCAAACAGAGCUAAUAACGACCAGUUCCCACCACAUUCUAAUUAAAUCAAAGAACACAAUAGAAGGUUAGUUUGAUUCUUCUUCAGCUGAAAACUAAAUGAAGGUGGAGAAAGGUGAGAUAGAUGGAAAUCGCUGCAAGGUUAAAGCACUUGAGAAACGGAAAAUCAGAUUGUCACCCACACAUACCGCUCACAACACUUCGGGAGUGUAUGGAAUGGUAUUUGGGGAUUGCUAUGAUGUGGUGUGAUGUGUUUUACCAGCGUUACAGUCCUCAAUUCAUGAUCUUCUUUCUUUGUGAAUUCAACUCAGCAUUUACGUUGUACAUUGUAGCUUCUAAUUUAGAUUCUUCCAAUUGCCGUCAUAGCUUCGCCAUUUCCAAAUUCAUAAUUUCACCAAAAACGCAACAUGAGGUUCCAAGACUGAUUUUCUGGACAGACAAAAAAAAUAAAAAAUUUAAAAAAAGGAAUGAUGCGACAAAGUUGUCACGGUGUCGCUGGGAGAUCAUAACGCUUACCGAACGUCCAAUCGGAUUGCUCUGAGGUCAUCGUCGACUCCACACAGCCCCUAUACAAAAUAUGCUCCAUUUUGAUGAAAUCUGGGACUUGCAAUUACAGUAUAUGAUGGGAUGGGUUAACUGCUAGUCCUUAACUUAUUUCCUUCUUUGCCUGGGUGACGUCUCUCUGCAAUGACAUGCGAUGUCUGUGUUUUAAAAAGCUCAAUUUAGUUACGUUACAAGAAUCCUCUGUAAACUUGUGACAAUUUCUCGGAGAAGGUCUGAACUAAAUAUAAUCUGUGACACAUUUUGCAUAAUGUUUAGUUGGUUAGCCCAAGUCUUCAUAAAUUUGUGAACGGUCAAAAGAAUUCAUUCGUUUCUUUAAGCUUUGCCGGAAACAAUCUACAGUAUGGCCAAACAUUGUGUCUGUCACGAGCCAGUGGUUUCUUGAAAUUUACAAAUUGCAGCUUUAAGGCCCAAUCUGGAAGUGAGACUCGGUCCUGUGUGGUAAACAAGAUGCUCCGACAGCUGGUGCCGCUGUCUGCGUUUUUGUGAAACUUGGGACAAGAAAGAUGCAAAAUUUACAUUGGCUUUAAAAUUGGAUUUUCUACCUCAGUCUCGGAUAUGUUGGGUUUUUAUUUUGGGACAUUUCCAGAUUGGGACUUCAACUUUUGGGUGGAACAGGAAGUAAGCGAAUCAUAUUUAGCCUGUGGGACGCAACCUGGAAUUCAGGCUGCACAUGAUUCUCAUGGCAUCUCAUCCCCAGUGGCGCGGCUCAUGUCCAUUUGUUUAUUUGUUUCUCUCUAAUUACGUAUGUCUCGACACCGCCGACCCAUUCCUCUCUUUCAGUUUCUCUGCUGCCUCGUCGCAUCAGCCCCCUCUUUCAUUUGAUCAAUCCAUUAACGCAAUGGGUCUUUCCUCUUUCAUGCAAUCUCAUCAAGACUCGUUUUCUCUUUUGGAGUCUUUUAUACGAAAAAAAAACCCACAAAUGUAAAUGAUGUAUUAUUAAUAAAUUGUAAGGAUAUGAAUGGGGGAAAAAGAUAUUCUGAUAUCUCAUUUUUACCAGCAUUUUUGGUGCCAAGUACUGUGAUAAAGUUCCUCUCUCGCUGGCAUCCAGUGGACUGCCUGAAGAGGUCCACCCUGACUGUAUCUUAACUGAAGGAAUUACCAUCAUAAAAGUGCCAACCUUUUCAUUUUUGUUUUUGACAAACACACGCGCACUCGCAAACAACCGUGCAACAAAAUCAUAUCCACUGCUACACUGUGGAUGGUCUCUUCUUUUAGAGAACAUAGAUUCACUAUGUUCUCAAUUAAGAAAAGAAAAUGGAGUUUGCUCAACUACGUUGCAUGAUAUUGUUUCUCCUUAAGGGUGUGGAUGGGAACAUUUUCUUUGUUUUUUUUAACGAGUUUGGUUACAUGAGUUCAUCGAUUUUUAUUUUUUUUUUUAUUUUUUUGUGAAAGUAAUCUUCUCAUUUCAAACUCAGCUGCACUUUGUGAUACUUCAACAAAUAUUAAAGUAUUAAGAGAUGAAUAUUGUGUAAAACUAUAACAGAGUAAAUAUUUCCUCGUUAUUUGAUUUGUAUUUCUUUUCAAGUCCUAACACAGAGGCUCUGCCCCAUGGCCACAAAGACUGAUCCCUCAAGCCUCUCUUUGUUUAUUUUGCUCUUUCUCUUAUCUUUUUGUCAACAACGAUGAUGUUUGCACAGUUACCGCCUGUGAAUGACAUGUGAAGAAAACACCUUAUGUUACAGGAAGUAAAAAAGAAACUUGACAUGGCUAUAGUCUACAUUAGGUUUGUGUAAGUGACCAACAUUUAGCCACAUGCUUUGCGUGUUUGAAGACUGCCUAACACCUAUCUCCUCACCUCUUUUGUUGCUUUCCUCAACCAAGCGGGAGAAUGAGAUCUAUGUGUGAUGGUGAGAACCUUGUAAAGUGCAUUUCACAUCACUUGCACAACUGAACAUGGACAGUUCUGAAGAAAACCCAGUGACAUUUAGACUGGACUGAAUAGUGAUUCCGUGAUGUGAUUGGUGAAUUAGCUUGUCACAGCAAUCGAUGCACAGAGGAUGCAUUUUUAAAAACCUGAUUUAAAAAAAAAAAAAAAAAAAAAAAAAAAAAGAAAAUCUUUCAUGUCAGGCAUUACCGAUAGUCCAAAAUCAAGGCGAGUGGGAUUCUCUCACUGUAAAUGUUCUGCAUCUUGUGUGCUGAGGAUAAGAACACACGGAAGCACAGGACUGCCAUUCCUUACAGGACUUGAGAGGACACACACACAAAAAAAAAAAAAAGAUACAAAAAACAACACACGGACAAACCUGUACAUCUUUUAAGUGUAAGAGGACAAACUGGAAUUUGUAAAUAUUAUUUGUCGUUUGGUUUUGAUUGACUGGGCCGAACCUUCCGUUUGUGACAACAGGUGCAAAGUUUAGAUGAUUUCCAUGAUUUUAGCUCUUGUGUAUGUUUAAUUUGUCUCUUCUUCUAGAGCUCCUGAGCAAAUUCCCAAAGGUUAUGGGCACAUGAGUAGCCUACCUAAAGGAAAAAAUACUAAAUAAAAAGACCUGACAAGAGGUCAGGUCAAUAUAAGCAUAAGAAGGAGCUCAGGUAAGCUUUGGUAGUAUGGUCAUAAAGCUGCACGUGACUGGCUAAGGCACAGGUGUCAAACUCAAGGCCCGGGGGCCAGAUCCGGCCCGCCACAUCAUUUUAUGUGGCCCGCGAAAGCAAAUCAUGUGUGCCAACUUCCAUGAUUCUUGCUCAAAUCGGUUCCAAAUUUUUGUAUAGUAUUCAUAUGUAAUAAAUAGUAAUGGACUAUUGUAAGCAUGUUUUGCCUCCAAACCCCUUUUACAGUUACUUGAACAAGAGUUGAACAAACCAUUAUCCUUGACUUCUAAUUUCAAAACUCGUUAUCCAUCAAUUUGUUGUCUAUGUGUAAUAAUAUGAUGAGGCGAUUAAACGUUGAUAUGGUUUUACAAUCAUAAUGGCCCUCUGAGGAAAACCGUACAUACAAUGUGGCCCGUGACAAAAAUGAGUUUGACACCCCUGGUCUGAGGAGUUACACGGAGUUAUCUCAUCGGUUGUGAAUGCAGCUUUUGAAUAAAAUGAGUCCUUUUGUUGGUUGUAAAGCCAAAGAACAGAUGAAGGAAAUGAAUCAGAAAAGAAGAGAGAGGGCAAUUAUUUGAAAUGUGCUCCAAACAAACCAUAGAAUAUUACUUGUGAUGCUGUUCAGUUUAAUAGUUAGUGUCUCACAUUGUCUUGAAUUGUCAUACGGUAUAACCCGUCAUUGGGAGGUUGUGAAAUAUUUUAUGCCAGAGUCUUGGUCAUAUUUCAGGAUCCCUGCAUGGUGAUUGGUUUGCUUAUCGUUUGCAAUUUUGUCGUUCAUAGGUUGGUUCAAAGUUUGUUAGGAGUUUGUGACGCCUGCUCUUCUAAAGCGACAUCAUAAGAGAAGUAAAUACAAGGUCUGGAAAAGUCAUCGGGAAACGGAAGCACACUCACCAAGUUUACAUGUUUACACUAAACAGUUUCAAUGUUGGCAUUGGUAAGGAGAAGGGGGAUGAAGGAUUAAAAAUGCGGCAAUGUAUUCUUAGUAGCCUAUGACAUUUGUUGCUGGACUGGUAUAAAGAAGGCUUGCACCUGUUUGUCUCGUUCAUUUUGUCUGAUUCUGCAACAGGCUUUGAAGCUCCAGAUACUGGGAGAGAGCAUCAUGACCACACAGGGGUUAAAAUAAUUAAAGUUCAUAUUUCUAUUUCAAAUAGAGGCUAUUACACACUGUAUGUUGUGUACCUGAACUGGAAAACAUUAAAA
Messenger RNA from Phycodurus eques (leafy seadragon), 7949 nucleotides. RefSeq names its product neuroligin 2b (gene nlgn2b). The transcript has 10 exons. Gene Ontology annotation, cellular component: cell surface; synapse; postsynaptic specialization membrane. NCBI's taxonomy places the organism in Eukaryota, Metazoa, Chordata, Actinopteri, Syngnathiformes, Syngnathidae. Bases 383 to 3031 code for a protein of 882 amino acids. Gene Ontology annotation, molecular function: neurexin family protein binding; signaling receptor activity. The record is from RefSeq and is a predicted model, not a curated record. Gene Ontology annotation, biological process: modulation of chemical synaptic transmission; postsynaptic membrane assembly; chemical synaptic transmission.